UGCAAACAAUGCAACAUGUGACGAUGGUCCCACGUAGACUUUACUUUAUUUUAAUGGCUCACAGACCAAAUUAGUUGGAAACACUGAACCAAAUGAGCCGUUGACGUUGGGACCAAACAGCUGGCAACAACCGGGUUAAACUUUAACUCUCCCUGAGCUGAGGACGGGAGGCGGAAGAGGUGUGUUUUUCUUUACAAGACAACUGAAGUUGCCAUGAAAUGGCGAAAACGCGUUCAGUACAGCUGAACACAGGAGAGUAAAUACAGAAAUACACAGAAAAAGGAGGACAAAGCUAAAGCCACUCCGCCUCAUGUUAGUUUUUUCAGUUCGAGAGAAAAACUUCUGCAGUUCAAAGACGGAAACAACAACGAUCAGGACAACAGAUUGUUUUUCUACACCCAAAAGCUACAAACAGAUGAACAGUAGACCAGAGACCUCAGUUUGAUAAGACUACAGCCUCCUGAACCCCUCUGAGAAGAUUUUGUGUUUAAUGCCAACAAAAUGGGGAACAGCAACAGCGACAGGGCCAGCGGGGGUCAGCAAGGAGGGAAAGAGGCACGUCCCAACAUCCUGAUGGACAGCAGUGAAGACGCAGACCUUUUCCAGAGAGAAGAUACUAAGGCUCCGCAGGAAAUACAGGAGUUUCUGGCCUGGCAGCAGGACCUGGAGAGUGACAACAAAAGUCCAACACAGGCCAGGCCAACUGUGUUCAGAUGGUCGGGAGGCGCGAAAGAAGUCUUUGUGUCCGGCUCUUUUAACAACUGGGCCACCAAGAUCCCGCUCAACAAAAGUCAGAAAAACUUUGUGGCUAUUGUGGACCUGCCGGAGGGAGAGCACCAGUACAAGUUCUGUGUAGACGGUCAGUGGACCUUGGAUCCAACUGGGGCCGUGAUGACAUCUAAAACUGGGACAGUCAAUAACGUCAUCCAGGUGAAGAGAACAGACUUUGAAGUCUUUGAUGCCCUGAAGAUCGACUCACAGGAUUCUGCAGACAUCUCAGACUUGUCCAGUUCCCCUCCUGGCCCCUACCAACAGGAUGCAUACGUAAUCAAGACAGAAGACAAGAUCAAACAUCCUCCAAUCUUACCUCCUCACCUGCUGCAAGUGCUGCUCAACAAGGACACCGGGAUCUCUUGUGACCCGACACUCCUUCCAGAGCCAAACCACGUGAUGCUCAAUCACCUGUACGCCCUCUCCAUCAAGGAUGGCGUGAUGGUUCUCAGUGCAACACACCGAUACAAAAAGAAGUAUGUGACCACUCUUCUCUACAAGCCGAUAUAAUCCACAAAGCCGUGAUCCAGCCUCUCUGUUUUGAAAUAAUAUUCAUUUUGAUGUGUUUCUUCUGUUGUUGCACAAAGCUGCUACUUGAACUGCUCUGUUGAAAGUCAACAUAAAUAUCUUUCUGAUAUCAGUUUUAAA
Messenger RNA from Thunnus maccoyii (southern bluefin tuna), 1419 nucleotides. RefSeq names its product protein kinase, AMP-activated, beta 1 non-catalytic subunit, b (gene prkab1b). Gene Ontology annotation, biological process: signal transduction. Gene Ontology annotation, molecular function: protein kinase binding. The transcript has 8 exons. Lineage: Eukaryota; Metazoa; Chordata; Actinopteri; Scombriformes; Scombridae. Gene Ontology annotation, cellular component: nucleus; cytoplasm; nucleotide-activated protein kinase complex. The coding region runs from base 502 to 1281 and encodes 259 amino acids. The record is from RefSeq and is a predicted model, not a curated record.